AUGUCCGAUGAAAUGUGGGUAAUGUCAGAAAAACUCCACGAUAUUUUAAUACAAUGUUUAGAAACAGAAGAUUCAGUUUUAAGAUUUAUUAACUGGUUUUUCGACGGGAUUCGAAAAGCUUUUGGAUCUAAAACUAAUAUUAAUGAUAAUAAUUUAUCACUUCCUGAAAUUUGUUUUCAAUGUGAACGUCCUUAUACUAAUGGUUGUUGGUGUAAUUCUUGUGAAUCUUAUUUAUUUGAAGCUAAUUUUAAAAAUUGGAAUACUGGAAAUGUUGAAUUAAAUAAAUUUAUUCGUCAAUCUCAAUUAAAUUCUUUAAAUGAUAAAAAUUUUUUAAAAUGGAUUCCUUUUAACGAUUUUAAACAUUUAAAAGAAUUUGGUUCCGGUGGUUUUUCUACUAUGUAUUCUGCUAGAUGGUCAAAUGAUAUUUUGGAUGGUACUUUACAACAAUGGGUAACAAAUAUGGAGGUACAAAUAAUUCUUGAUUAUAUUAAAAGUCAUGACGUACAUUUUACCGAUGAUGAUUGGAAUGCCGUCUUAUCGGAAUUUAUGAAAAAAAUGAGAGUAAUUUUUGAAACUCGUAAAACUUUGAAAUGUAAACCUCUAUCCGAAAAUGAUGCCGAAUCUACAAGGUCCUCACGAAUUAGUAGUCGAAUUAAUAGUAGAGUUAAUAGUUUAAAGUUGAAAAGAAAAGAUAGUUUUGCGAAAAUCAAAGGACUUUUUAAAUCUCUAAAAAAGAAUCGUUCUAAUAGUUCUAUACGAACUACUCCCAGCUCCGAUUCAGUCUAUGCAACUUCAAGGAAGAUGAUCAAGAAUGUGCCGGUAACAACUUCUCCGUUGAAGAAACGUCUUUAUCAAAAUGUUGCGCUUAAACGAUUACAUAAUUCCACAUCGAUUUCAUCAAAAUUCAUCAAUGAGUUCAAACCUUAUCAAUUAUCUUUGACAAAAAAUUCUUCUUCAAAAUAUUUAAUCUCUGAUUAUGGUUUACAUUUUCCUUCCGAUUCUACUGAUAAAUCUCUUGGUACUAAAUUAUAUGGUGUAUUACCUUUUAUGGCUCCCGAAGUUUUACGUGGUGGUCCUUAUACUAAGGCUGCUGAUAUAUAUAGUUUGGAUAAUCUUGGUCCUUUCGCUGAAGCUGAAAAAUUUAGACUUAGAAAUUCGAGUAGAUCUACUACUCAUUCUGAUUUAGAUCCUUCAUUUAAUUUCCCUUCUUCUAGACUUCUUGUUUUUAAUAAUCUUCCGGAACCAAAAAAUUCUAAAAAUUCAAAUUUUGUUACUCUUAAAUCCGGUAAUUCUGAUAUAUCCCUUAAUUCUGUUAAAGGUUUAAAAGUUUCCGAAUUAUCUGAAAAUAAACCACAAGGGAAUCAUCAGAUUAAUCUAAGUAUUGAUUCUGCUGUCGGUAUAUCACCAAUGAAGUGA
Molecule: messenger RNA, 1416 nt
Organism: Dentiscutata erythropus
Lineage: Eukaryota; Fungi; Glomeromycota; Glomeromycetes; Diversisporales; Gigasporaceae
Source: the annotation of a GenBank genome assembly